AUGAAAUUACUCGGUACCAACCCGUCGAGGACGAGUUUGUAUGAGCAUGCGACGAAUUUCCGAUGGGACAAUUCGCUGCGCCGCGAUGAGUUUGCGCCGACGUCGUUUGUGUCCUCACGGAACCAGCGUCUGAACUUUGACCGGCUCAACGACCGGUCGUCUAUUCUCGACAACAUAAAAGACUCUACCGACGAGCUCUAUCUGGGCGACCAGCAGUUUGGCGCGAUGAGCAAUCUGCGGGUCAGCCUCGACGCUCUGCGGCUGAAGCUCCCGUUUUUGGGGCAACUGAAGCCCGCAACGCCGGCGAAAGUACAGCCAAGAGGACCUAGGAAAAGGCAGGUCCAGCUCAGUUACUACGGCGAAGAGACUGCCGACGACGCCGAGUCGCGUCCGCUGUUUAUGAAGCAAACGAGUGUGAGAUACAAAAAGAAAGCAAAGUCCAUAAAUGACAAGAAGGCAGCAGGUUCUGUUGUACAGUAUGAAAGUGCAAAGUUUCUUGAGUAUCCGCCAAUUUCUAUACCCCAAGCCCCAGCAGACUACGUCUCGGCCAACUUUGCCGAUAGGUCUAGGCAGGAGGCUGCGAAAGGCCUUUUGGCGCACGAUUACCAGCUGAUUUUGGACAACUACAGCUACGUUCCGCUGGACGAUGCAGAGCGCAAAUUUGCGUUGUAUUUGUACCUGCAAAGCCGGCUCCACGACGCGGAGACGCCAGUCGACACUGCCAACGAGCGGCUGCUGCAAGACUACCUCAACUCGCUAAAGAAUAAUAAAUUCGUCGAGUCCACGGACAACACAGACGACGCAACCAGCGAGAUGGCGCGCCGCAAAAACCAGCGCGUGCGACGCAUGGAGCGGCGCAUCGAGUUGGACGAGCGAGUCGCCCGCAGACUCGGACUCCAUAAAUAG
This is a messenger RNA of Ogataea angusta, 906 nucleotides long. RefSeq lists its product as uncharacterized. Lineage: Eukaryota; Fungi; Ascomycota; Pichiomycetes; Pichiales; Pichiaceae. The coding region runs from base 1 to 906 and encodes 301 amino acids. The record is from RefSeq and is a predicted model, not a curated record. The transcript has a single exon.